AUGGAACUCCGUGCUAAAACAACCCAGGCUACUCCUAUUAAUUUUACCAAUCAUAGCUAUUUUAAUUUAGCAGGCCAUGAAACUGGUGCAAUGGAUGUCAUGGAUCAUGAAGUAAUGCUUGAUGCUGACUAUUACACCCCACUAAAUAAUGACUCAAUCCCAAUAGGGGAGAUCAAAUCAGUAACUGGCACAUAUCUAGACCUUAGGACUCAAAGGAAUCUUGGGUUUUUAAUAAAUAAUUCUCCAAAUAAUGGAUAUGACAAUAAUUUUUGUGUGAAUGGCACAGGUAUGAGGUUUGUAGCAAGAGCUGCUCAUAAAAAAACUGGCCGCACACUUGAAGUUUAUUCUAAUCAACCUGGUGUUCAGUUUUAUACCGAAGGUGGAGUACCUGAGGAGGGACGAUGUGGCAGCGGAAGGCCUGGUGGUGUUGGAUUCGUUCAAGUACAACGUCAAUACGACGCAGCCGCCGAGGAGGCAAGCGAAGAACAACCUGCAAGGCUUCAUCUAUGUCAAUGGCGACCGGUAACCAGUCAGUAUUCAGAGAUGUUAGUGUCAAUACACUUCUUCAUCUUUUGCACUUGUUUAACGGAAUAUUUCGUAAGGGGUGACAAUCCUAAGAAGUUAUUGACUCAUAGGUACCAUCCAACCACCUUCUAUUCUAGCCAAAAAGAUGAGCCUGAUACAGCAGCAGAUGACAUCCAAUAUGCAUAUGAAGGAGGAGAGAGCCAAGCAGGCGAAGUGACCAAUCCUCAAGACAGUGACUACCAAGAAUCUAAUUUGCAGUCAGAAGUACAACAUGACUAUCAUACACAGCUAAAUCAUGAUUAUCAGCCUGAUAUCCAUCAUGAUUAUCAACCUGAUAUCCAUCAUGAUUAUCAACCUGAUCUACAUCAUGACUAUCAACCUGAUCUACAUCAUGACUACCAGGAAGAUACAGGGUACCAUGAUAAUGAACCAGGCACUGGAUACCCAGAAAACCAUGGAUACCGAUAUAAUAUUCCAGAACAUGGCUAUCUCCAUGAAGAACCAUCGAUUGGUUACCACUAUCCUCCACCACCAGCUCUUCCAGCAUUACCUGCUGCUCAUGCAAUGGUUGAAACAUCAAAGCAGGUUGAAAACCCUCUGGUUACCUACUAUUACUUGGGAAGACAUUUAUGGUACAUUCCUCUUUACUUCAGCAUCUAUUUCAUCAUCUAUGUAGGAGCAUUGGUACUAAAAUCAGUCGCUCGUCACAAAAUCCAGUUUCCAUAUAACUUACAAAUGGCUGCUGUCCAAGCCAGAACUGCAAAAUCACUAGAUGAAGGCUCAAAGAAGUUCUAUAUGUGAAAAGUAUGAUUCCGAUGUAUUAUGAGUUUUGUAAUAGUAAGUCUAUUGGUUGUUAGCCAGUUAAAACAAUUUCAACUGAUAAAAAAAUUAAAUAUAAAAUAAUUGUUUGCUCUCUUUUUUGUCAUACAGGUUGAUUAUUAUUUAAGUUUUUUUAUUAGAGUUAUUUACUGAUAUAUAUAGUAUUUAAUGAUAUAAGAUGAUCUUAAAAUGCUCAUAUAAGCUACAGAAAAAAGUUUGCUUUAAAAAAUAUAGAUGACUACAGCUUUUCUUUCAUUAAUAGACAAACAGUUUUUCAAACUAUUUUCCGACUAAACGGGAAAAUGCUGUAAGAACAUUCUACACAGAUGUUCUAUUUUUCAUGGUUCAAAUUAUUUUAAAAGAAAAUUUAAAAGGAAAAAGUGUAAACAUUUCUAUUCAUCUUUCCUCUUUUACAUAUAUCUCAAAUGGGUGAUAUUUUUUAAAUAUUCUAACUAUUUAUUUAUUUAUGAUCUUCUUCCUUUGCUUUUCAGCCCAAUUUAAUGUAUUAUUUUUUUCUUCAUACUUUCUCCUUCAGUGUUUUUAAUGUAUGUUACUUUCUGUAAUUUUUGGAACUAACUGAUUUAUCCCUUAAAUGUAAAUAUUAAAAAGGGUAUUAUACUAAAAUAAUAACUAAUCUAAAAUUUAUCUAAAAUGAUUUGUAAAUAGAUUAUUAGAUGAUCAGUCUUCUGAACCUUAAAAGUAUAUAAAAUCAACAAGGAAAAAAUCAGAGAGUUUAAUAAUAGAGUUUGCA
Messenger RNA from Nezara viridula (southern green stink bug), 2095 nucleotides. Lineage: Eukaryota; Metazoa; Arthropoda; Insecta; Hemiptera; Pentatomidae. The record is from the annotation of a GenBank genome assembly.